AUGUCUCAGACUUCUGCGUCCCAGAAUCCUAUUGGUGAGACCACCGCGCCUCUCACUGAGCCCCCUCCGCAAGUGGAAGAAGAGAUCAAACGACAUAUUCUCGAUACCGCAAGCAGGGAUGCAGCUGCGCCCGAGAAGGUGAAGAGUGAAGACGUGAAAUCAAAACCUCCGCAUCCCAGAAAGACCGCUGAACACGAGCCUAGUGAAUGA
This is a messenger RNA of Penicilliopsis zonata CBS 506.65, 210 nucleotides long. RefSeq lists its product as hypothetical. The coding region runs from base 1 to 210 and encodes 69 amino acids. Lineage: Eukaryota; Fungi; Ascomycota; Eurotiomycetes; Eurotiales; Aspergillaceae. The record is from RefSeq and is a predicted model, not a curated record. The transcript has 3 exons.